CUGACGGUCUCAGCUGUGCCCCACAGCUUUGUUUAAUGGCAUGUGUCUGAACUAUCGUCCGAGACUGAAGAAACAUUCCAUUGACACCAUUGACACCAUUAAACUAUUGUCUUAUCUUGCAACAGAGUUCUAGACCCGAACCCUUGUCAAUUUGGAGGAUCACGCAUGUUGUAAGUCGACUUCGACGAACGUGCAGAUUUCAGGCUGCAUACUGGAGCUCUAGGGUAAGCCAUCAUCCCUGUGCUUCUGGUUGCCGGGGUUGCACAAGUAAACAGGGCUCUCGAUGGAACAAAUAACCGACCUCAACGCACAAACCAGUGAGUCUUUCGUGAUGGAGAGUCCCUGCAUCUCCUUGAUCUCCCCUUGGUCAAAACCUGAUCUUGGCGUCUCUGUUAGGCAAUCAGAAUACGGAGUAUCGGCUGGCCCAUGUCAGAAGUAACACGGAAAAAUUGCCUUGAUGUUAGGGGCUGCUGGGCAACAGGCGACUCUUGGCCUGACGUUGAAUCUUUUUUAUCAGGCUUGCUCGUAGCGGUCAACUUCUCAGAAACUGAUAAACUCCAACUUGCCUAUCGUGCUUCUUGAUCCUCAUCCGCUCGUACUCUUAACACCACGCAUCACGUAGUAUUACAGCACCACCCUACCACCGAGAAUGCCUUCGCUCAAGACGUUGUUCGCCUCAGCCAUUUUGGCUUACCUGGCCAGCGCCAAGACUAUUAAAAUCACAGCUACCAGCGACGACAAGUUCGACCCUGAGGAGGUUGAGGCUGAGAAGGGUGAUGUCCUCGAAUUCCACUUCGAGCCCAAGAACCACAGCGUCGUUGCUGGCGAUUACCGAUACCCUUGCUCUCCUCUCGAUAUGGGCACUGGCUUCUUCUCCGGUUUCUUUCCCACUGACAAUGGAUCUGCCGACAAGAUAUUCAAGGUCACCGUCAAUGACACUGACCCUACGCCUUUCUAUUCCUCCCAGGGCAAAGAAUGCGCCUCGGGUAUGGUCGGUAUCAUCAACGCCGACUCCAACAAGACUCUCUCCGACUACAAGAAGCGUGCAUCGGAGCUAAGCUCUGGAGUCAACCCUGGCAAGAAGCCAUUUGGUGGCGAGUUGGUGGACGCUGAUGACGCCGAUUCAGAUAGCGACAGCAGCUCCGGAAAGUCCAAGGAUGGUAAGAACGACGACAAUGCUGCUGGCGUCCUUGGUGCUCCUCUCGCUGGUCUGGUCGCUGUCGUUGGUCUUGCUGUUAUUAUGGCCUAGGCAGAGAAGUCGAUGGCAUGUUUGGAGAGAUGCGACAUGAUAUCCACGGAAUCGUCUGGGAACUGUGUUUAAAACAGCGGGAGUAAUUUGAAUAUAUUAUUUACUAGACCAUAAUACCUGUGAGCCCGUACAUCGAAGCUUGUAUCUACCAGGCAAUGAAUCGAUCACUGGGUCAAAGUACUUCUUCGACCGAUGCAUAACCUCGAACCCCGUCACUCGCCAGGUUUCAAAUAUCCAAUCUUAUAGUAAUAACCGCAUGCGUGUUUUGGAUGCCGACUUGCCAUUACUAUCGAGUCACUUACCUUGGUCGGAGAUGGUUCUCCGAAUCGUGGUCAGAGGAGUUUGGAACCAUCUCGCAACAUCCAAGGGGUUCUGACCUGCGCACUAGGAUUCAUAAUUGCUGAUGCAUUGCCUUCGGAGUUGAAUCGGCAUCUUGAUUAUAAACCCCGAGAGCAUAGCAACCGGGCCGGUCUUCAAAUGAAUAAUUACGCUCGAAUAUAGCGUUUAGAAAGAGCUGACAAAGAGCUUAAACCUAG
This is a messenger RNA of Fusarium odoratissimum NRRL 54006, 1785 nucleotides long. RefSeq lists its product as uncharacterized. The coding region runs from base 650 to 1249 and encodes 199 amino acids. The transcript is spliced from 2 exons. Lineage: Eukaryota; Fungi; Ascomycota; Sordariomycetes; Hypocreales; Nectriaceae. The record is from RefSeq and is a predicted model, not a curated record.